Molecule: messenger RNA, 1501 nt
Organism: Lolium perenne
Lineage: Eukaryota; Viridiplantae; Streptophyta; Magnoliopsida; Poales; Poaceae
Source: RefSeq, a predicted model, not a curated record
AUGACUUCGUGCACAAGGAAGUGCCGGCGCUCCGCGGUGGAAACUUCGGAUGCUGCCAGUGCCAUGCCGGCGCCCUCUUCUCUCUCUCCAUGGGCGUCGAUCCUUCCUGGAGAUUUGCUUCGCCUGAUAGCGGGGCUUGUUUUGGAGGGCGAUUUCCUGGAUUACGUUCGCUUCCGCGCCGUCUGCACCGGUUGGCGGUCCGGCACCCUCUGUCCGCACGGCCGCGGCAUCACCAAUCUGCGCUUCCACCCACGCCGCUGGAUGAUGCUCACCGAGGGUCACGGCCUCUACCCCGGCCAUGGCAAACUGGGUGGGUACGUCCGCUUCUUCAACCUCUAUACGGGAACCUUCGUCCGUGUCAAGCUCCCGUUGUUCAGGAACCACUGUGCGCUUGAUAGUGUCGACGGCCUGCUCAUACUACAAAGGGACGAAGACACAACCAUCCAUGUCCUCCAUCCUUUUACUGGCGACAUUGCCGAGCUCCCACCACUAGCCACCCUCCUCAAUCAGCUGGGUGGCAAUCUCAACGGAGCACCUGAGAGUACCAGGUGGUUCUUCAUCAGAAACACUAUAUGUGCUUCAGUCUCCUGCAAUGCCGGAAUCACCACGGUCAUGCUUGCGUUCCAUAAUUUGUCUCGUGUAGCCUUCGCUACCUCUCAGGACCGGCAUUGGACUAUGACAAGCUGGAAAGUCCCACAUAACGUUCGACCAUUGUCAUUCAGCGGCAAGCUGUACGUUGUGCAUAACCCCACUCCCACGCUUGAUGCUACAUCACAAGUUCUCCAGAUAGAUCACCCCCUGCAGGAUGAGAUUGGCUUAGGCUCUCGGGAGCCGCCACCACCAAGGUUAGUCGCCACAUGCCCGCCAGAUGUUCUCCGCUACCCCCUCUAUCUGGUAGAAUGUGACUCGGAGAUCUUGGUGGUUGGUCAUAGCGACAGUUCCUUUUCUCACAUUUUAGUACACAAACUAGCGGAUCUUAUCUUGGGAAGGUUUAUCCCUGUAACAAGCAUUGGAGACCGUGCCCUUUUCGUCGAACAAAGGUCUCUGAGUGUCUCCACUAAGUCGUUACCUACCAUCAUGGCUGAAACUGUCAUUUACACACAUCCAAGAACACAUGAUUUUGCACAAUUUCAGCUUGGUACUGGCAUUUGGUCUCGGCCCAUCGACGAAUUGGGGCUUGAUGGCUUUGCCCCGGGUCCUUGUAGCCUCAUCCACCAUGUCCUGAGCUGCUGCAUUCGCAACGUCUGGAACAAAGGACUGAUAUAUUCUACAAAGGAAUAUAAGAAGCCUGGAUGGCUUGUUUGGAAGGUCAAAAGAAAGUUUCGCAGUGGGUCCUGAAGGACCCUUCUUGCGUGGAGAUGCUACCUGGUUGCACGAAAAUUCCCCUGCAUCAUCCGAGAUCCUUACCACCAUGAACUAGAGAGGCUACUCAGGAUACUAGCUCGAUCCUUCUGCACUGUGCUGUUAUGUCAUGGUCUGCAACUCUACACUGAGCUGUUGA